AAGGGUUAAUUUCUGUACAGUAGAGGAGGAGCUAGACGCGUGUUGUGAGCCUAGACUUUAAAACAAGAGCUAACCCUCAAUGACAGACGACGCAGAGAGACCGCUGCUGACCAAAGACGAAUAUAACCGUGAACUCUGGUCUAAGACACACUCUGGCGAACAUUAUGGAAUAUCAGAACGGUCACAGGCAUGUUGACACAAACAGUGUUGAAGACGAACCCCUUCUCAGAGAAAACCCAAAGCGAUUUGUCAUUUUCCCUAUUCAGUAUCCUGACAUCUGGAAAAUGUACAAACAAGCCCAGGCUUCAUUCUGGACAGUCGAGGAGGUGGAUUUAUCAAAGGACUUGGUUCACUGGGACAGCCUAAAGUCUGAAGAGAAACACUUCAUAUCCCAUGUACUUGCUUUCUUUGCAGCAAGUGAUGGGAUAGUCAACGAGAACCUGGUGCAGCGGUUCAGUCAAGAGGUGCAGAUCCCAGAAGCUCGCUCCUUCUACGGCUUUCAGAUCCUCAUAGAGAACGUGCACUCCGAAAUGUACAGCAUGCUUAUCAACACCUACAUAAGGGAUCUAAAAGAGAGGGACUAUUUGUUUAAUGCAGUUCACACCAUGCCUUGUGUAAGGCGAAAAGCAGACUGGGCCUUACAGUGGAUCUCUGACACAAACGCAACUUUUGGAGAGCGAUUAGUAGCAUUCGCAGCAGUGGAAGGAAUCUUCUUCUCUGGAUCCUUUGCUGCCAUCUACUGGUUGAAGAAAAGAGGCCUGAUGGCCGGACUCACCUACUCCAAUGAACUCAUCAGCAGAGAUGAGGGGCUGCACUGUAAUUUCGCAUGUCUAUUGUACAGCUACUUGGUGAAGAAACCAUCUGCUGACCGAGUGAAAGACAUCAUCACAAAAGCUGUGAGCAUCGAACAGGAGUUUCUCACAGAAGCCUUACCCGUCAAUUUGAUCGGGAUGAACUGCUCUCUCAUGAAGCAAUACAUUGAGUUUGUGGCUGACCGGCUGCUAAUGGACCUAGGAUUGCCCAAAGUUUACAAGUCAGAAAACCCUUUCGACUUCAUGGAGUCGAUUUCAUUGGAGGGAAAAACAAAUUUUUUCGAGAAGCGGGUGGGUGAAUACCAACGACUUGGAGUGAUGUCAAAUGUGAUGGACUGUGAAUUCACUCUCGAUGCAGAUUUCUAACGAUGAACUAGAGGAAUUAUUAUUUAUUUUUUGGGACAGUUUUAUUAUAUUCUGCAGGGGAAAAAAGUCAGAAAUUUGACUUUUUAAAAUUUUUGUUUUUAAUUGUUUUGCUUUUAAGUCCGAGAAGAACGUGAACAAUAAACUGUAGACUUUUUAGGUUUAAUUUUAUUUUGGUUUGUUUUUUGUAAACUUCCAGAAUUUCAAAGAUGUUUUAGAUAUUUUUACAAUUUACUUGAUUACUGUACCCAAGUAUUGUUUUGGGGGAUUUGUUCUUCACGCAAGUGCAAUUUAACUGACUACUUGUACUUUUACUUGAUUACAUUUGUGACCCAAGUGUCAAUUUUUUUAAAUUGAGAUUUAUACACUAUCUGAAAGCUGAAUACAUAGGACGGAUUUUAUGCUCCAGGGCCACAUUUCAGAGGAAAAUACAGUACUAUAAAGUCCUCAGAAUUUUAUUUUAACUUUAUUACAGAUGUUACAGUUUUGCAUUUUAUUUUAUGUUACACAGUAAUCAGGUAAGUUUCAACUUUACUUGUAACUUUCAUCAGGGAAAUGUCUGGCUUCAAUUUAUUUUAAGCCAGUUUAAUUAAUUAUUUGUUGUCUAUUAGCUGUCUGUGCAAAAUAUUAGCUGAAUGCACAAGAUUGAAUGCAAAUCAAAUCAAUAAUGAGAUUUUAAAUACAGUUAAUAUUUUGGUGGCCAUGAUAGCUUUGAAUUUGUUAAAUGUUACAAAUCUCCAAAAAUAUUGCAUGACAGAAAAUGGAAAGUGGAUAAGAGGUAUUAGAAUGAUAUACUGAGUAACAAUUGGGGUUGUCAAUUAAUUAUUUUUUAAUCUAAACAAUUACAGGAUGUGCCUAUUAAUUAAAGUAAUUAAUCAAAAUCAGUCACAUACCAAUAUUUAAGAAAAUAACCUUUAAUGCCCCUGAUGAGUUGUAUUCUGUCUGGAAUAUGCAUCACAUCUUGCUCUGAAGAUGAGAAAUUAAAAUUCUGUUAUUUACUGACCCUCAUGUCAUCCCAGAAGUCCCUUUCUUCAGAUAACCACAAUAAAUAUUUUAGUCCAUGUAAUGCACUCUUCAAAAACAACACAAAGCGUAAAUGAGAGUGAAAUUUAAAACAUCAGUGUUUUUCUUACACAUGCCUGUAAUCACUUAAGAUGACACUGAUCCUUCAACUUGGGUUUUAUGGCUUGCUGUUGUGUUAAUUUUGUAUAGUUUUAUUAAUUUUGUCAUGUUCAUUGUGUUUUUUUUGUUUUUUUCCCUUUACCCAACCAUUCUAUCUAUCCAACUAAAACUUUGUAAGGUCAUUCAAUAUGAUAAAACAAGAAAAUCUUUUUUUAUUAAUUGAUUUUUAGAUUACGGUACUUUUUUUAAUACUUGAGUACAAUUUAAAGUUGUACGUUUUCACUCAGUAUGUGUACUUUAACUCAAGUUUCAUUUUGAGGACUUUUAACAUCCCUGCAAUUAUAACUUAUAAGUCCUAUAAGUUAUAGGGUGCAAAUGGAAAUCCUGGCCUGCAGGCUUAUUAACAUACUGGGAAGAAAAAAACAUCUAUUCAGACCCCCUCCAGGUUUUUUUUUCUUUUUCUUUUCAGUCUUUUCAGUUGUGUUAUGUUGCAGUUUAAAUUAUUUUCUUUUUCUCAUUAAGCUAUGGUACCUCAUAAUGUCAAAAACAGAAUUUUAGAAAUAUCUGUAUAUUUAUUAAAAAUUAAAAAACUGAAUUAUUACAUUUACGUAAGAAUUCAGUUGAAAGGGAAAUCUUCUUGAGUGUUAUUAUGCAGCUAUUGAGACUUAAAUCAGUGUUGUUUUCUGAUUUAUGACAAACCCAGAUUGAAUAAAGAUUACCACAGA
Molecule: messenger RNA, 3022 nt
Organism: Carassius auratus (goldfish)
Lineage: Eukaryota; Metazoa; Chordata; Actinopteri; Cypriniformes; Cyprinidae
Gene: rrm2b
Product: ribonucleotide reductase M2 b
Exons: 9
Coding region: 165-1178 (337 amino acids)
Biological process (GO): deoxyribonucleotide biosynthetic process
Cellular component (GO): cytosol
Molecular function (GO): ribonucleoside-diphosphate reductase activity, thioredoxin disulfide as acceptor
Source: RefSeq, a predicted model, not a curated record